This is a messenger RNA of Hippocampus zosterae (dwarf seahorse), 3001 nucleotides long. Its product is annotated as RING finger protein 11-like. Bases 492 to 956 code for a protein of 154 amino acids. The record is from RefSeq and is a predicted model, not a curated record. Lineage: Eukaryota; Metazoa; Chordata; Actinopteri; Syngnathiformes; Syngnathidae. The transcript is spliced from 3 exons.
GUCAUGACAUCAUGACCAAACGACACUAACAUGUCAGUGUCGAGCGAGGCAGGAUAGGUUGAAAAACUAUUUUGAUGUUACUCGUGGCGGAUUGAACACCAAAAUGUCACCACUGUCGGAGCCCGACAUGGUUUAGUUAAACUGUCGGCGCCGCUUCCGUUGUGGUUAUUUUUUGUACAACAUCCUGUAGGAGCGAGAAAAUGAGCGGUGCCGAUCGAGGAAGUGGCCCAGCUGGUGGACAAAGCUAGCUGGCUAACCGUUAGCAGAAGUGCAUUGUUUUGGGUUUCAACGCGGAGUAAAUAAACAUGAGCUAAAACUGUGGCGGCUGCACUCUAAAGUAACAUCAAAAAUGCCGACUCUCCAGUUAAUUCUUAUUUAAUGUGUGUGACAUCACGGUAGAACGAUACAAACGCCACCGUGAGCGUAUUUUGUAGCAUUACAUUGAGCAUAUCUCCUACUUAGGAGCGACACAAUAGAAAAGGAGGUGCGAAAUGGGCAACUGCUUGAAGUCGCCCACCUCGGACGACAUCUCUCUGCUGCAAGAGUCCCAGUCGGACAGGGCGAGCUUCGGGGACGGGACCGAUCCAGACCUGGAGCCGCCUCCGCCCUACCAGGAGCAGGCGCACAUGCCCAUGUACCAUCCCACACCCAGCCAGGCCCGUCUGGCCACCCAACUGACGGAGGAGGAACAGAUCCGCAUCGCCCAGCGUAUCGGACUGAUCCAGCACCUGCCCAAGGGUGUGUAUGAUGGCGGCCAAGAUGGCUCAGAGAAGAAGAUCCGAGAGUGUGUGAUCUGCAUGCUGGAUUUUGUGUAUGGCGACCCAGUGCGGUUUCUGCCAUGCAUGCACAUCUACCACAUGGACUGCAUAGACGACUGGCUCAUGAGAUCCUUCACCUGUCCGUCCUGCAUGGAACCCGUCGACGCCGCCCUGCUCUCCACCUAUGAGACCAACUGACGUGCGCGUCCUCCUCUCUCACCAUCAGCUCGCCUUACGCGCGACAGCAGCGGGUGGGGCUUAAAAACAACAACAAUCAGGUUGGCUGUCAUCUUGCACUUCAAGAAAAUGAUUUUCAACCCUCUCCCCCCCACAUCCCCAAACACACAUAUAUUUUGGCCUGAGGUGUUAGACACACACGCACAGACACAGACACACACACACACACACACACACACACACACACACACACACACACACACACACACACACACACACACACACACACACACACAGACACACACACACUUGACCACUUGAGCUGGACUCAGUGGUCACCAGACUAUUAAAUUAUUCACCCCAAAUCUUAGUGUGUCACGUGAACUCCCACCUUAUUAGCAAUUGCCUAAUUUUUCAGUGCAUUAAUGCUCCACUUUAUCUAUUUAUUCAUUCUUAUUGGCUGGUGCGCGUCAUUCACAGGCAAGAGCCAGUGAAAAUGUCUAUAAUUGAAAUGAACUUAAUGUAACAUUUUAAUUUGAAGCCCCGUGACUUGCCUCACGCAUAUUCAGUCCUCAAGAUUUCAUCAAAUAGUGGCCACCAAUAAGAUACCCUUAUUCAGAAAAAAAACAAAACAAAACAGGGAGUCCCUGCAAUGACAUUAGUCCCCUCACACACAGACAUUAGACGCACAGAGUCAACUGCGCAUUUGGACACUGUUGCUCACCAAACAAGAGCACCCACGAUGCACAUAAGCAGUCUUUCAUACAAAAUCAAGUGUCAAGUUAAAGAUGUCUUUAGUGUACCCCUAAGCGCCACAAUGUUGUGUCCACAUUAUCACUUGACACUUGCAAAUGGUAAUACGGUGACCACAGUAUAUGUUUAUUUGAUAGAUUUAGCUCUGUCACAUUAUGUUCAGACCGGGUCUUGCAUGCUUUUGUUCACCAUGAAACUACACACUUGUUGCUUCGAGCGGAGAACAGUACAGGCUCUUUCGACAGUUGGAAAAGUAGUUUGAACAUCGCUCGUCAAUCUGGUGGUUGUUAUGAAACCUUUCUUGGUUGACAGUAAAGCAGCUACAAUAAAAAUCAAUACACUCAUUGGAUUUGCCAGCUUCCUCGUUCAUCAUUCUCCGUAGCCUGCUUUUUUUGCUCAGCCCUGUGUUGUUGGAAGCUGGCCCACUGUGUCCCACAGACCGCAAUGAUACUGUCCCAUAUUGUGACAUUGAAACCGCACCUCCAGGAACCCUCAGCAGGCAUUUGGUCUGACUGCAACAUUCAGUUAGUAGAACUACAUUUCCCAUGAUGGUUAGACACAAUUGAUAAUUUUACAUUUUGAGCCAUGCGAGUCCCAGAGACUCGUUGAUCAGAAAAGUAUGAGUCCUAUUAUGCAUUGUAAGAGUCACAAAUUUCGAAUUCUGAAAUGGUCUAUUUAUUCAAUUGCAUAUGAUAACACAAACAACAACAAUAUACAUUGAUCAUUGUUUCUUAUAAACAAAUGCUGGAAAAAUGUUAAUAAUUUAGGCAUACAAGAUUAUUAUCGUAAAAAAAUAUCCAACUUUAGCUGCUUCCUCUGUGAUAUCUCUGCAAUAAACUUUCGCAACACUUGUUUUAAAGUUACACAACUUAGCAAUCGUCUGCUUUCCGCGACGUGAAGGCCGAUCUCGCCAAUCUCGUCUCGUGAGAACGGAAAUCUCAACAUGCGAGAUCAAAACAACAAUGACGGCAAUUAUCAAAACAGCGAUCGUUGCUGGAAAAAAAAAUUUACCGUAGGUUUUUUUUUUGACUGAGAAAUUUCCUUGCGUCCCAAAAACACACAUUAUUUGGAACUGUGCGUCUGCCGUGAAAAUUAUGCCUCUAGGAUGUGGGACGCAGAGGUUACGAGAUGGCUGGACACAGAAGCAGAAUGAUGAAAACAUGUAUGCCUCCUCGCUAUUAGAUGCAAAUGAGAACAUGGAUAUUAAAGUAAAUAGGAAGGAAUAUUAAUUAAAGAUGACAAACUGAAAAGUCGAUAUCCAUACAUACGGUGUACCGGAUUACAAGGUGCACUACCUUUUUUUUCUGAGAAAA